CCUAUGGUUAUGCCACAGUGCCAGUGCCAAGGAGACUUUCUGUCAAUAAUCUAGAAAAGAUCAUUCUGGGUCCGUGGAAAGUCGGUGUUUUCUGGAGCUUUUUUCCCAACUUUCACCAGCAUGUGGCACUUGAGUUGAUAAAUUUUUGAAUCUCGUCGUUGUUCGACAACACCCUGUGGUCACAAUGCUGAACCUGUUGGAUGGAAUGAAAAGUUUGCUAUCGUAAAUUCUCCGAGCUCUCAGCAUUCACAGAAAGCCCAAAGGAUUCUUCCGGAACAGUUGAAUGAAGGAGAGCCGGCCAUGAGCCAGCCAGCUAGAAAUGCCAACCAGGAUCAUGUUACCAGAAAUUUGUCGUGCUAGUGUUGUUUCAAGUGUACCAAACGAACUGCAUCGAUGAAAAACGAAACCUUUGAAUACCGUACUGAUAGUGCUUAAGAAAUAACCGUAACAAGUGGUGAAUAUUCAAGACUAUAAAGUUGUUGGUGGCUCGAGCUGUUUCUCCUGUUUUCGCCGAAGGGAAAUCUGGAAGCAUGCUGAAACCGAUCAAAUCGUUGCUAACCUAUUUGCACAAAAAUUCCAAUGGAUCCAACGGUGUUGGAGUAACCAACGGAAUUGGUACCAUGGAGGAAACAAGCCUGGAUACUAACAGUGCUAUGGACGGCGCCGAAGAAACGCCGUGCGAGGAUCCCCUGUACGACCCGCUAGCCCUCGAUGGGGAAGAGGACGUACUGGGGGCAUGUGACGGUGCAGGGAAUGUGGAAAGAAUCGAUUUGAACAGCAGUAUCUGCAGCACUGUGAGCAGUGUGACCGCUGAAACUGCGAACACGAGUUGUAGUGAUUUGGACAGUUCUGCCGGUCAGAUUAUACUGGUCGAUGUGACCAGCCUGAAACAGGGAAGUGAGCUAGCGAGGGUAACGGGAGAACCUGCUGUGACUAUUAGUGUAAACGGCCUUGAUGACAGUGGCAUGUCCCUGGAGAAUGGGCACAAUAGUGAUGAGACCAAGUCUACCAACCUGGAAGAUGAUAGCUUUACGACGGCCUCCUGUGGGGAUACCCCAAACGUGACGGUGACGGAUUUGGUGGUACCGGAGGAAUGUCCAGAUGUUGCCGAUCGUUCCAACGCUGAAGAAACUGAUCCGAUCGCAACGAGCUCGACUAAUACUCAGGAACCUGAAGAGGAAGAAGCAAGCGAUGGAUCAGAUUCAGGAUUAGGAUCCGAACCGUCCAGGAAUCUUUCGACAUUGGAGAAAGAAAUCACAGAGCUGCCUCCGGUGAAAAGCAAUCUCAAGCGGCGCUCGGCGGAGGAAACGACCGGUGCGAGUAACGAAAAGCGACCAAAGAAGGGCAUUACAUUUGACGGGGUGACGGUCUACUAUUUCAGUCGGAUGCAAGGUUUUGGAUGUGUACCAUCACAGGGUGGAUGCACUCUCGGUAUGGAAAUUCAGCACAUGCAUUCAAGGAGGUUUACCUUGGCCGAACAUGCCGCCGAACAGAGGAAAAUGCAUCGAGCACAGCUGCAGGAGCUUAAUCCUCGCAGCAGCUCUAGCGAAGAAACGGACAGCGACGAGGAACCAAGCUGUGACAGCGGUUCCGAGGGUGAAUGCGAAUCCUAUGGUUUCCUACAGCCGGUGACGGCUCGACAGCGACGGGCACUCCUCAAAGCAGCCGGUGUGCGACAAAUCGAUUCUUCCGAAAAGGACGAGUGCCGAUUGAUUCGAACUUCUCGGGAAGUAUGCGGUUGUACCUGCCGAGGAUACUGUGAUCCGGAUACGUGUGCCUGCAGUCAGGCUGGCAUCAAAUGUCAGGUGGAUAGGCCAAAUUUUCCUUGUGGAUGUACACAGGAUGGUUGUGCCAACGUCAUGGGUCGGGUUGAGUUUAAUCCAGCUAGGGUGCGAACACAUUUCAUACACACUAUCAUGAGGUUAAAUUUGGAUAACAAGACAAAUGGGGACACGGACGGUGGGAUGGCAAUGGGAGCUAAUGGUGGUUAUGGUAGCUUGAAAGACUGGUCUAGUGGUCCUGUACGGUUACCAGGACUGUACGGAAGGCUGGCAGUCAAUGGAGGAGCUGAUACUGUGGAUGGAUAUCACCAUCACCAGCAUCAUCAGGCUCACCAUCAGAUGCAGCAUCAAUACGCAUUAGCGGGGCAUAACUAUCUAGGCAAUCAUUCGGUUCCACAAGGAACAGAUUCUCUAGAUCUCCAUUACGCUUUUAGGGAUUACUAUUCUUCCAAUCAACCUACUGAUCAAUUGCCGAUGAAUAAUGCACUAAUGGCACCUUACUACGGAAAUUAUCCAACCAGUCUAGAACAAUACCAUCAACCUCACCACAGCAGUCUUAUUUUGGACCACCACCAGCAACGGCAACAAGAUCCACAUUCCACAAUCUACCACGGACAGAUGGUAGAAUGCCUCCCGGGAACUUCGACCUCGAAUACCAAUACCACGGUAAUAAUGGAUGAAGACACAACCCUAAACACUCCUAUCAACCCAAAUUUCGUCUGUGACGAAACUCUACCUUGCAGCAGCACCUCCAAUUUGGUAGACCAUGGUCUAUCGCAAACAAAUCCUCUUAAUACUAGUUCCUCCUGUCCAGAAAAAGUAAUUAUCCCCGAAACAUCGGAGCCCCUACCUGAAACCAGCCCUCUGGAUACUGGCGGAGAUUUCAUUGACCUUAACACCCCUCUAGCACCAAGUAGCGAACGUUUGGAAGCCAUUAAUGAUCUCCUCGCCAGCAGUAGACAUUCGAUUGGCAUCGUCAAGCAAUCCAUUAUUGCCGAAGAAGACGACGAACUAAGCGACUUCCGGGAUCCACCACAGAUUCCCAUCACCCAUGCUGCAGAAUCCAACAACACACUCACCGAAACCAACGAUACUCAACCACUGGAUGUUCCGAAGAGUACUGCAACUACACUCGGUACGCCCAUCCUGCAAGAUACCCAUUCGGACCCUACCAAAGUCGCCGAAGUCCCUGAACAAGUCGCCCCUAGUGCCGUAAUCGAAACGACCGAACACUUAAGUGAAAUUAUCAAAAAUAGUAUUGUUGAAACUGUCUCCAAUUAGACGUAGCUAAUGGUAGCUAUCAGAAAGCGUAAAUUUAAAUCUUUAUGUUUCCGAUCCCUUCUAUAUCAUUCCCCUAUCUAGCAAUUGAUGAAAUUGUUUAAAAAUUCUACUUUUUUCCUAAUUUUGUUUAAACUAUAUCUUGUUAUCUAUCUGUAUUUUGUUUCCUGGCUUUAAUUGCACCUUUACAAAUUGACUCACAUCAGCUUUAAUCCACUUUUCAACUAACACUACUGACAUCCGGAAUCAGGAGUGAGGCGGUAGAAAAAGAAAAACUUGACUCAUAGUUGAAUUUAUGCCGUUUAUCAUAGAGGAAUACAAUGUAAGUUGGUCUAAAUUGUGAAAAAGCGAACAAGAAACCAGUUAGGGUAGAA
Messenger RNA from Uranotaenia lowii, 3433 nucleotides. RefSeq lists its product as uncharacterized. The coding region runs from base 531 to 3062 and encodes 843 amino acids. Gene Ontology annotation, biological process: regulation of transcription by RNA polymerase II. The transcript has 4 exons. Lineage: Eukaryota; Metazoa; Arthropoda; Insecta; Diptera; Culicidae. The record is from RefSeq and is a predicted model, not a curated record. Gene Ontology annotation, cellular component: nucleus. Gene Ontology annotation, molecular function: DNA-binding transcription factor activity, RNA polymerase II-specific; sequence-specific DNA binding.